CAUUUGCAUAUUGUUUUAAAAAUUUAUAUACAAUAAUUUUCUUUUUAAUGCGAGACGUACUUGUACCUAAGAAAAAUUUUUUUUAUAAAAUUUUAUGAAAUUUCAUAAAGUUUAGGGAAAUUAUAUGAAUUCUGUAAUACGCGUAUUUAUUUUAUAUAAUAAAUUGAAGACUUAAUCUGAUAGAAAAUGUCGAAGCAAAAGUUAUAUUUAUUGUUAGUUGUGUCAGUGGCUUUAUUUGCUACUAAAACUUGGGCUCAGGAAUCUCCUGAAGAAGAACAAAAAAAAGAACCGAUGCCAGAAGAAGGAGGAGAAAGAAAGUGCACUCCCCGGUCCAACGAGUGCGAAGAUGACGACGAAUGUUGCGACGACCUAGUAUGUAAAGAUUUCUUCGUUGGAAAGUGGUGUGAGAAGGACAUUAAGGUUGACUAUGUACCGGAAAAAAUUGAACCCGGAGAACCUAUACCAAAAAAAUCUGACCCAGAAGAACCUGAACCUGAACCUGAAGCACCUGAACCUGAAGAUUAGAAAUCUGAAUCUGAUUGAUGCUAAUAAUUUGUUAUAAAAAAAAUUUCUAACAGAUGACUAAUGAAAAUUUUUAAAUGUUUCGGGUUUUUAAAAUUUUUGAUGUCGAUUUUUUUAUUUACAAAAUUCAUUGUAAAAAUUUGCUAAUAAAUAUUUUGAUUUCCUCA
Molecule: messenger RNA, 689 nt
Organism: Microplitis mediator
Lineage: Eukaryota; Metazoa; Arthropoda; Insecta; Hymenoptera; Braconidae
Product: conotoxin Lv15a-like
Exons: 3
Coding region: 187-525 (112 amino acids)
Source: RefSeq, a predicted model, not a curated record